This is a messenger RNA of Monodelphis domestica (gray short-tailed opossum), 3398 nucleotides long. RefSeq names its product solute carrier family 31 member 2 (gene SLC31A2). The record is from RefSeq and is a predicted model, not a curated record. Gene Ontology annotation, molecular function: copper ion transmembrane transporter activity. Gene Ontology annotation, biological process: copper ion transmembrane transport. Gene Ontology annotation, cellular component: membrane. Lineage: Eukaryota; Metazoa; Chordata; Mammalia; Didelphimorphia; Didelphidae.
AACUCCCAGGAUUCCUUUUCCUUCGGACUGCCCUCCUCUUGGUUGGCGUGGAAAUCCACUGGACCCGCCUGCUAAUCCUCCGAAGGGGAGGAUGACUCUAUUUGGAGCCCGCCCCUGGGACGCGGCGGGUGGCCUGGGAGCUCCGAACGUGGUUUGCUGCGGCUACUGCUUAUAACUGCGGCUGCAGGGCAAGAGUCCGAGCGGGAACCCGAGACCCCCGCAGGAUGCCUGUGAGUACACAAGGGCUGCCCGGGUCGACGGGCUUGGCCACUUGCAGUGAAGAUUGAGCACUUGACCACUGCCCGAUAGGUGACAUUCUUGGGAGCCUGGAGUGUCUGAGAUAGAAGGGACGCUAGAACACGGAAUGUUAGAACGGAGAAAGUGGGCGCCUGAAGGGACCUUAGAAUGGAGGGUGCCCCAAAAGAGAGGGACCUUCGAGAUCGCCUCGUCCAGCCCCGGUUAAUUUUUCAGCUGAAGGAAACCAGCCCAGAGAGAGGGAGCGACUCGCCUCAAGGUGUUUCGGGGGCGUGUGUCCCCCUGACAGCCGUAGUCCUACUUUCUGCCUCUCUCCAAGACGAAUGUCUUGCCCUCCCGAGAGCUAGAAGGGACUGCGAAGGACUAACUCGGGGAGGGGGCACGGAGUUUGUCCAGAGAAGGGCCCAGGAAUAGGGGCAGGCACAGCAAGAUUUGUGUAGCUUGAAUUGAAAGAGGAAGCAGAAGAGAGCCAGGGGAUUUCCAGCGGCCCCCGGUCAUCCGCAAGUGCCCCGUGUACGAGUACCCCGAAUCAGGGCAGUUUUGAAAGGACCCCAGGGGAAAUCGCCUUUGGCCUGAAGUUUGGGAGGGGUGGAUGGGGACCAGUGUGUGACACAGGCACGACCGCCUACUCAAGAAAACCGGCCAAGGUUCUGUUUCAACUUUAAAAGCCACGGCCCGUGGGCCUGGCUGGUCAGGGCUUCCAAUUUCGGUUGUCAUUCCAGUUCCCAGGCUAUCCUGAGGGACCUGCUGAAGUUCGGGUCUGGAAAGAUUGGGAGAAAAAAAAGUCUUCCCUUAUUUCUAGGAUACUGACCAGCUCACCAGGCAUCAUUGUGACCUUUGGGUGUUUUUUUUUUAAGGUUGCAUUUCUUAACCCAAGUGCUCUAUUUCACCUGCUUUGAGAGCUAGCUGGAAGAACUUGGAACAAAGAAGACAAUGUUAGAAAAGACAGACAAAUAUACAUAAAAGAAAAACAUAUAAAGAUGGAGGUGGAAGGGACAGAGAUUAUUAGAAUAUAGAAAAUAAUGCUGGAAUGAAAAGAAGCUUAGAACAUGGGCUGUUGACUUUAGAGAAAAUGUAAUCCACCCCCUUAAGGGAGGGGAAGGGACUUGGCCAAGGACACACAUAAUUAGUUACUGGAAGAAUCUGGAUUGGGACAUAGGUCCCCUCCUAAAGCCCUUUUUUUUUUUUAAGCACAUGAGGAAACUUCUCCAAAUACAAACUGUUAAAACAGACAAAUGUUGGGGGUGGGGAGGGGUUGCAAGAAGAGACCUACCACAGAUGCAUUUCAUCUUCUCCAGCCAGGUGGAGCUCCUCUUUGACUUCUGGAGGGUCCACAGUCCAGCCGGCAUGGCUGUUUCCGUGCUGGUGGUCCUCCUCUUGGCCGUGCUGUAUGAGAGCAUCAAAGUUGGCAAAGUGAAGUUGUCCCAUUGGUCCCUGCUCAGGUCGCCCCCAAACCACAGCCUGCCGCUGACGGAGCAUGUGGACCAGGACUCUACAAACUCUGAGCCAGCUCGGGCCCACGGGGACCGAACCAGGUGGUUUCUGAGUCACUUGGGCCAGUCUCUGGUGCAUGUCGCCCAGGUGGUCGUUGGCUACUUCGUGAUGCUGGCUGUGAUGUCCUACAACACCUGGAUUUUCCUUGGCGUGAUCCUGGGCUCCGCUAUUGGCUACUACUUGGCCUACCCACUCCUCAGUGUGGGAUAGAGGGCAGGAUGGCUCCACAAGUUGGGGCGUUUGCCCUCUCCUCUUUCCUCCUUGAUGAAAAUCCCCCAGUCCUCAGGAGCACCUCUGCGCCUCUCUGGCUCCCCUAUCCUCCUCCUUCUGGGCACACCUGUCCCACCUCCACAGUAUUCAUGGAGGAGGACUUCCGGUGGAAGAGGGCUUCCGGUGGUGGUUCUGCUCCAGCCUAGCCAAUCCAAGCCAGCCUGGGAGGAGUCAAAGGGAGGCCGCUGAGCCAGAGCGGUGAGGCUGGGGCAGGAGGUCUCCAGAGCCGCUCUCCUCCUCUGUAUCGUGCCUUUGUUACAAGGGAAAAAGCUAUGCAGGGCUUAACUGGCCUCCUCUCUCCGGGGAAGGAGGGAACACACCAGCUUUGGAAACUCACCUUUCUGCCUUAGGAGUGCUAGAGAAUUGAGACUGCCGCCAGCCAGUGUGUGCGCAUGCGUGCGUGCCAGCGUGCCUGUGAUUUGUUGAUUGAUCUGAAAUUCAUUUCCUCCAUUCUUCUUGCAGGCUCCCUUUAAACAAGCCCCAGUUCAGCUGCUUUGGGCAUUGUCAGCACAAACAAUCUCCCAUAAUAUUUAUAGUGUCUCAGAGCUCUGGACGGGGAAUGCCUGAGCUUGAAUCCUGACCCUGGAACUUGAUAGCUUUGUCAUUUCCCCCCAAUGGGCCUCAGUUUCCCCAUCUGUAAAGUGAAGGGAAUGGGUUAGACUAAAUAAUCUUUAAAGUGUCUUCCUGCUCCAUAUUUAGGAUCUAUUUCCUUCAUAUUUCUUCUGGGGGGACACAAUGAACCAAGUAAGCUAAAUGCUGCUGAGGGGGGUGAGACAUUAUGAGGGCUGUAGAGACCCAGGGGUGGAGGGGAUAGGGAGGCUCAAAGGCCUCAAGUGCCAAAGAGGUGACCGCUGCUUGUGGAUGCCUUGAAAUGCAUGACUUCCAAGGUUCCAUUCAAGCUGGGAUUCUUGCAUGAAUUUUCCUAAGUGCACAUAGCCUGUCACUGGUAGAUGCAGGAACAUUACCCAAAAUUCCCAACUCAGGGCUCUUUCCACUGGACAGCACUACCUCCUUGCUGUUCUGAAGGAAACUGUGAAGUUGUACCAGGGAAGCAGAAUAUAGCUCCAGCCUCGCCAGUGACCUUAUUAGUCUGGGCAGCUAUUGCCCGUCUCUCUUUCCACCAUCUUAUUCUAAUCCUUUUUUAAUUCAGAAAAAGAUCAGUGUCAUUUAAUAACCUUUAAGAUCUCAUUUCUCUUCACUAACUCUACCCUGUGACUCAGCACAUUCACUUAGAAUAUUCAUUAAACCCUCCUAGUCUGUCUUGUUGGUCAAAGAUGGAAUCAAACCCAAGUCAUUUAUUCUUGCCCUCAGGGAGCUUCCAAUCUAAAUAAAAAUGUAAUGUGUAUUUUUGGCAUUAAAUUCAUUUUUUAAAAAGUGAA